AUGACUCUCGGGAAGAAUAAGCGCAUCAGCAAGGGCGGGAAGCGCGGCAAGAAGAAGGCGCAGGAGGCGAUGAGCCGCAAGGAAUGGUAUGACGUAGUUGCGCCCAAGAACUUCGAGGUGCGUCAGUUCGCCAAGACCAUUUGCAACAAAACGCAGGGUACCAAGGUUGCCGCAGAUUUCCUGCGCGGUCGUGUGUACGAGGGUAACUUGGCUGAUCUGAACAAAACUCAGAAUGAAGACGAUGCUUACCGCAAGGUGAAGUUCACUGUUCAAGAGGUGCAAGGUCGCAACUUACUGACCCAGUUUCACGGGAUGGACAUGACCUCUGAUCGUGUUUAUUACCUUCUGCGCAAGUGGUGCACAACAAUUGAGGCUACCGUAGAGGCGAAAACUGCCGAUGGUUAUGGUCUCCGCCUCUUUUUGAUUGCGUUCACCAAGAAGCAGGAGAAUCAGCUGUCGAAGAACUGUUAUGCCAAGACACGCCUGGUGAAGUGGGUGCGCAUGCGCGCUACCAACAUCAUUCGCCGGCGCCUGGCCAAGUUGGACAUCAACGAUGCUGUGUCUUUGCUGACCCGCAACAUUCUGCGUGACCGUUUGGCGAAACGUUGCAACCCGAUCAUUCCGCUGCGUGACCUGCGCAUCCGCAAGGUGAAGGUUAUUCGUACACCCAAGUUCGACGCUCAGGCCCUCAUUGCCGCUCACGGUGAAGUUCCCACAUCCGCUGAGGGCGAGGCACGCGUUGUUGAAGAGGCGCAGGAGGAGACUGCUUAA
Trypanosoma brucei brucei TREU927 is the source of this 771-nucleotide messenger RNA. Its product is annotated as 40S ribosomal protein S3a, putative. Gene Ontology annotation, biological process: translation. The transcript has a single exon. Gene Ontology annotation, molecular function: structural constituent of ribosome. NCBI's taxonomy places the organism in Eukaryota, Euglenozoa, Kinetoplastea, Trypanosomatida, Trypanosomatidae. Gene Ontology annotation, cellular component: ribosome; cytosol. The record is from RefSeq and is a predicted model, not a curated record. The coding region runs from base 1 to 771 and encodes 256 amino acids.